AUGGCGGAAGCAAGAGUUGCCGAUAUUAUGAUUGGCGUCUGGGAAUUGAUCUCCUUCAAGCUGCAGUCCCUGGAUGAUCCAGAUGCGGAACCGAUCAUGCCUCAUGGUCCGAGGCGGGAAGAUCACAAAGGACGUGGCAUCAUGACGGCAAAUGGGUAUAUGGGUGCCUUUGUUUCGACGGAGAAGGACAUCAUCCAACUACCCAAGGCCGACUUCGUGGCCAAUUCGGACGAGGAUGUCGCCAGAGUUGCCCGAACGUUUUCCAGCUAUUGCGGGCGGCUGUCUCUGAGCAAUUUAGAAGGGUUGGAUGGCCUGAUACAUACCGAGGUUGAACUGGCCCUGAACCCUGCCUGGAUUGGGGGUCGCCAAACACGGAAAUUCCAUAUGGAGCGAUCAAACGGGCACGAUUAUAUGACUUUGCAGCCGGUUGAGCCUAUGUUGAUGACGGACGGCAAACGUUACUUGGGUACGUUGAAAUGGGAGAAGCUGAACCUUCCGGGAUACGGAGGUCUACUGGUUCAAGAGGGCAAAACUUUGUGA
Exophiala xenobiotica is the source of this 540-nucleotide messenger RNA. RefSeq lists its product as uncharacterized. Bases 1 to 540 code for a protein of 179 amino acids. The transcript is spliced from 3 exons. NCBI's taxonomy places the organism in Eukaryota, Fungi, Ascomycota, Eurotiomycetes, Chaetothyriales, Herpotrichiellaceae. The record is from RefSeq and is a predicted model, not a curated record.